Messenger RNA from Exophiala xenobiotica, 1788 nucleotides. RefSeq lists its product as uncharacterized. The coding region runs from base 149 to 1360 and encodes 403 amino acids. NCBI's taxonomy places the organism in Eukaryota, Fungi, Ascomycota, Eurotiomycetes, Chaetothyriales, Herpotrichiellaceae. Gene Ontology annotation, cellular component: membrane; Golgi apparatus. The record is from RefSeq and is a predicted model, not a curated record. The transcript has 2 exons. Gene Ontology annotation, biological process: protein N-linked glycosylation; protein O-linked glycosylation; cell wall mannoprotein biosynthetic process. Gene Ontology annotation, molecular function: alpha-1,2-mannosyltransferase activity.
CGGCCUCAUUCUCGUUCUCGUUCUCAUUCACAUGAAAUGAUAUCGCCCUGACCAAAUUUGUUUCUUUUCGCCCUCGCAUCCCUCUUUCUUCACAGAACCUGACUUUCUGUUGUUAAUGGCUGAUGGCUAGGAGGCUGUCACUGGCGCCAUGGCAGUCGCUCGACCCGUAAGAUUCCUCGGGGCGCUGUCCGUCGUCUUGCUCUUCUUCCUCAUCUACCAGUACCUGCGGCCAACACCCAACCUCACGCCGCCGAACGCAGGCCCUGUCGAAGGCAAUGGCGCGAAAAUCGAUAACAUGGAGCGUGAUCCGCUCUUAGAUCCAAUUGGCGAACCAGAUGAACCUCUCUGGCGACAUACCGACCACGAUUACUCUCCUAACAGUCUCAACUCUGCACGAAUUAAUGCCACCCUCCUCUCACUCGUCCGAAAUGAAGAACUCUCCGAACUCCUUCCUACCAUGAGACAACUCGAAGAAACAUGGAAUCAUAAAUUCAACUACCCCUGGACAUUCUUCAAUGAUGUCCCGUUCACCGAUGAAUUCAAACUAAAGACGCAAGAAGCCACAAAAGCGCAAUGUUCCUAUCACCUCAUUCCAAAAGAGCACUGGGAAAUGCCCCCCUGGGUCAGUCAAGAACUGUUUGACGAGUCUGCAAAGAUCUUGAAAGAGAACAACGUACAGUACGCCGGCAAGGUAUCUUACCAUCAGAUGUGCAGGUGGAAUAGCGGCAUGUUCUAUCGACACCCAGCACUCGAACAUAUGCAGUAUUACUGGCGAGUGGAACCAAAGGUCAAGUUCUUCUGCGACGUGGACUACGACGUCUUUCGGUACAUGCAAGACCAUAACAAGACCUAUGGCUUCAACAUCAAUCUUUUCGACUCACCGGAGUCGAUACCCUCCCUAUGGCCGGAAACCAUCAAGUUCCUGGCGUCCCACCCGGAAUACCUGAACAAGAACAACGCUAUGCAGUGGUUGACAGACAAUCAGAGAAGACCAGACAACAACGUCAAGGCACACGGCUACAGCACCUGUCACUUCUGGUCGAAUUUUGAGAUUGCCGAUUUGUCCUUCUGGCGAGGUCAGAUCUACGAGGACUAUUUCACUCACCUCGACCGGACCGGUGGGUUCUUCUACGAACGAUGGGGCGAUGCGCCUGUGCACAGUAUUGCUUUGGGUUUGUUUGAGGAUUCGAGCAAGAUUCACUGGUUCAAGGAUAUCGGAUACAACCAUAUCCCAUUCUACAACUGCCCAAACUCACCCAAGUGUCGCGGAUGCACGCCAGGGCAGUUUUAUGGUGGGGAGUCAUGGUUGCAGCGAGAAGACUGCAGACCACUCUGGUUCAAAUAUGUCGGGACUGGAUGAUCGAGCUCGACCGAGCUGUACUAUACGUGCAUUGAGCGUGUCCUUGGGAGAUGGUGGCAGCAUUCGAGCAGGCGUUCAUGGUGUGCUUGUAGAGCUGUAUUGUAUAUGUGGACGGCGGACGGUGGACGUAUAUACCUGGAUCGGCUGGAGUGCUCUACACGUAUUAUGUACGUUGUCAGAGAGCCAGUGCAGACCAGGAGCUCACCAGGGUCGAAGAUUAAUGGGCUGGGAGAAGCGCACUUAGGUCAGAGUGGGACCCCAAGGGAAUUAAAACGACAAAGGCGACAAUCCUGCAGAAGCUGUCGUAGCUCAUACCAGCGGGAUUAUCAGCAAAUGACUGUGCUGCGCUGAAGGUGACUGACAUGCAGAAUGAUUAUAUAAUGACUUGCUUCUGAGCCUCCUAUCGCUUCAUCGAGCCUCAAUCUGCG